Messenger RNA from Hypomesus transpacificus, 5594 nucleotides. RefSeq names its product ATPase plasma membrane Ca2+ transporting 3a (gene atp2b3a). The transcript has 22 exons. Lineage: Eukaryota; Metazoa; Chordata; Actinopteri; Osmeriformes; Osmeridae. The coding region runs from base 833 to 4672 and encodes 1279 amino acids. The record is from RefSeq and is a predicted model, not a curated record. Gene Ontology annotation, biological process: calcium ion transmembrane transport; regulation of cytosolic calcium ion concentration. Gene Ontology annotation, molecular function: ATP binding; ATP hydrolysis activity; PDZ domain binding. Gene Ontology annotation, cellular component: intracellular membrane-bounded organelle; membrane.
GCCCAUUUUAACGGUGCCAUCACCGAGUGCGGUAAACGGAGCAUCUUUUCAACAUGUAGACUAAUUCUUUACCUCAUCUUUUGGAACGUGUCCGUUUCAUCUGUAACACUGUAAAAUGAGCGCAACCAUGACAAAUUCAUCAACAGGCAUUCUAAUAGCCUAAGAAAUACCGGCGGUCCAUAAUUUAGGCUAUGCAAACACGCAAAUAUCUAACCAGCAUCAUUUCAUUUUCUUCCGCAUUAGAGGAAUUCCAUACAGCCGUCUGUUCCACAUCCUUUUUUUUUAUCUCCUGUCUAGAAACAACAGAUGGGACAUCACGUCGAUAGGCUUCACAUCAUGCACGUUUUUUCCUCCUGAAUUUGAAUUUAAAAUAGAGCGAACCAUAGCCUACUGGAAUUCAGUUUUGUUUGUCUUAAAACUCCCCAACGUCCUUGGAUAUGGCCGGAUUAUUCAAGCUGUAGAAGUCUCUGGUUCCACACCUCAAAACAAGCCAAAUUGUCUCCAUUUAUUUGUAUUGAUAGGUUUCCCCCUAGUCAUUUGGCUUGAUAAUAUAUUAGGAUUCAAAGAUAAAAGGAAUAAAAACACAUCAGGUCAAUAUAUCUGAUGCAAUAAACAUCUAACAAAUCCUCCCCUAAACAUCAACAUAUGCUUGCUGACACAUGCCUUGGUAUGGGGAAUCCUAGAAGGAGUAGAAGAGGGAGUGACAUGGGGGAACACUAAUCCAGAAACCACAUAGUCACUUUCUACCUGCCCUACACUGACACAGGUACAUCAGAAGAUCGUAGCUGUAAAGAGUUUUAAAGAGAGCUCACACUUAUAUCACCUAAUAGCCAUGGGGGACUUAGCCAACAGUUCUGUAGAGUUCCACCCCAAAAAGCAACAAGGUAGUGUAGGUGGAAUGGAGAUCAACCAUGCGGGAGACUUUGGGGCCACCCUGGAGGAUCUGCGGACACUCAUGGAGCUAAGGGGUGCAGAGGCCAUUCAGAAGAUCCAGGAGAACUACACAGACACAGAGAGCCUCUGUCAGAGACUAAAGACUUCUCCAGCCGACGGCUUGUCCGACAACCCAGCUGACCUAGAGAAACGCAUGCAGGUGUUUGGACAAAAUUUCAUCCCUCCUAAAAAGCCAAAGACCUUUCUACAGCUGGUGUGGGAGGCCCUUCAGGAUGUCACCCUCAUCAUUCUGGAGAUCGCUGCUAUCAUCUCUCUGGGCCUCUCCUUUUACCAACCUCCUGGAGAAGAAAGUGAAUCGUGUGGAAAUGUGGCAUCUGGAGCAGAAGACGAGGGUGAGGCGGAGGCAGGCUGGAUUGAGGGGGCAGCCAUCUUGUUGUCUGUAAUCUGCGUGGUGUUGGUGACAGCUUUUAACGACUGGAGCAAGGAGAAGCAGUUCCGGGGGCUGCAGAGCCGUAUUGAGCAAGAGCAGCGCUUUGCUGUUGUGCGGAAUGGCACUGUGAUCCAGAUUCCUGUGGCAGACAUGGUGGUUGGGGAUGUAGCCCAAGUCAAGUAUGGCGACCUGCUGCCUGCAGAUGGAAUACUGAUACAGGGCAAUGACCUGCAAAUCGAUGAGAGCUCGCUGACUGGAGAGUCUGACCACGUACGCAAGUCUGUGGACAAAGACCCCAUGUUGUUGUCUGGAACACAUGUGAUGGAAGGCUCAGGGAAGAUGCUAGUUACUGCCGUUGGAGUUAACUCUCAAACUGGAAUCAUCUUCACUCUUCUGGGGGCUGGAGAGGAAGAGGAGGAGGAGAAGAAAGACAAGAAAGGCAAGCCAGAUGGUACAUUGGAAAACAAUCAAAACAAAGCCAAGAAACAGGAUGAGGCUGUUGCCAUGGAGAUGCAGCCCCUGAAGAGUGCAGAAGGUGGGGAGGUUGAGGAGAAAGAGAAGAAGAAGACCAAUGUUCCCAAAAAAGAGAAAUCUGUCCUUCAGGGCAAACUCACUAAACUGGCAGUGCAAAUCGGGAAGGCAGGCCUGGUCAUGUCAGCCAUCACAGUUAUCAUUUUAGUGGUGUACUUUGUGAUUGAGACAUUCGUGGUACAGGGCAGGGAAUGGCUCCCUGAAUGCACGCCUGUUUACGUCCAGUACUUUGUAAAGUUCUUCAUCAUCGGUGUCACAGUGCUGGUAGUAGCUGUGCCCGAGGGGCUUCCCCUGGCUGUCACCAUAUCCCUUGCCUACUCUGUAAAGAAAAUGAUGAAGGAUAACAACCUGGUUCGUCACCUGGAUGCAUGUGAGACCAUGGGCAAUGCCACUGCCAUCUGCUCUGAUAAGACUGGCACCCUGACCACCAACCGAAUGACUGUGGUGCAGGCUUAUACUUGUGACCAACACUUCAACAAGGUCCCAGAUCCUGAACAGCUCAAUCCAAUGGUGCUGGAGAUGCUGGUUAGCUCGAUUGCUGUCAAUAGCGCCUACACUUCUAAGAUUAUGCCUCCAGACAAAGAGGGCGGCCUGCCCAAGCAAGUGGGCAACAAGACGGAGUGUGCGUUGCUGGGUUUCGUGCUGGACUUGAAGAGAGACUACGCUCCAGUGAGGGAGCAGAUCCCUGAGGAGAAACUCUACAAGGUCUACACCUUUAACUCUGUGCGCAAGUCCAUGAGCACCGUGGUUCAGCUUCCUGACGGGUCCUUCCGCCUCUACAGCAAAGGGGCCUCCGAGAUCCUACUCAAAAAAUGCACGUCCAUCCUGGCGGCAGGGGGGGAGAAGCGGAAUUUCCGUCCACGGGACAGGGAUGAGAUGGUCAAGAAGGUGAUUGAGCCCAUGGCUUGUGAUGGCCUGAGGACCAUCUGUGUGGCCUACCGGGAUUUACCUGCAAGUCCUCAACCUGACUGGGAGAACGAGGCUGAUAUCUUGACUGACCUGGUCUGCAUCACAGUAGUGGGCAUUGAGGACCCUGUCCGCCCAGAGGUCCCAGAUGCCAUCAAGAAAUGCCAGCGUGCAGGUAUCACUGUGCGCAUGGUGACAGGUGACAACAUUAGCACGGCUCGUGCGAUUGCUGCCAAGUGUGGCAUUAUCCAGCCGGGGGAUGAUUUCCUGUGUAUUGAUGGGAAGGACUUCAAUCGACUAAUCAGAAAUGAAAAAGGAGAGGUUGAGCAAGAACGCAUGGACAAGGUUUGGCCCAAGCUGCGAGUUUUGGCUCGGUCUUCCCCAACAGACAAACAUACUCUGGUCAAAGGAAUAAUUGACAGCACUGUAACGGAGAAACGGCAGGUUGUGGCUGUGACAGGGGAUGGGACAAAUGACGGACCAGCCCUCAAGAAGGCUGAUGUUGGCUUUGCCAUGGGUAUCGCUGGUACUGAUGUUGCAAAGGAAGCCUCUGACAUCAUCUUGACAGAUGAUAACUUCUCAAGCAUUGUCAAGGCAGUCAUGUGGGGGAGGAAUGUCUAUGACAGCAUCUCCAAGUUCCUACAGUUCCAGCUGACCGUCAACGUGGUGGCUGUCACUGUGGCCUUCACGGGUGCCUGCAUCACACAGGACUCUCCUCUCAAGGCGGUGCAGAUGCUGUGGGUAAAUCUGAUCAUGGACACCUUCGCCUCCCUAGCCCUGGCAACCGAGCCCCCUACUGAAGCCCUGCUCCUGAGGAAGCCCUACGGUCGCAACAACCCCCUCAUUUCCCUCACCAUGAUGAAGAACAUUCUGGGCCAUGGAGUCUAUCAGCUCAUCAUCAUCUUCACCCUGCUGUUCGCAGGGGAAAAGAUCUUCAACAUUGACAGUGGCCGCAAUGCCCCUCUGCACUCUCCCCCCUCUGAGCACUACACCAUUAUCUUCAACACUUUUGUGCUAAUGCAACUAUUCAACGAGAUCAAUGCCCGAAAAAUCCACGGAGAGAGGAACGUUUUUGACGGGAUCUUUUCGAACCCCAUCUUCUGCAGUAUUGUUCUUGGAACUUUUUUAAUGCAGUUUGUUAUAGUGCAGUUCGGAGGGAAGCCUUUCAGCUGUGCACCUCUCAACUUGGAACAGUGGCUCUGGUGUCUGUUUGUGGGAUUGGGAGAGCUGCUGUGGGGACAGGUCAUCACUACAGUACCCACCAGUCAGCUCAAGUGUUUGAAGGAGGCAGGUCACGGGUCAGACGAGGAUGAAGUCAUUGAUGAGGACAAUCCGGAGGAUGAGGAUGAGAUUGACCAUGCAGAGCGUGAACUGCGUCGAGGGCAAAUCUUGUGGUUCAGAGGGUUGAACCGCAUCCAGACUCAGAUGGAGGUAGUGAGUACCUUCAAGAGAAGUGGUUCCUUUCAGGGUGCUGCACGCCGCCGUUCGUCAGUUCUCAGCCAACUCCAUGACAUCCGAGUGGUGAAAACAUUCCGUAGCUCCCUUUAUGACGGUAUUGAGAAACCGGAAUCCAGGAACUCCAUCCAUGAUUUCAUGGUUCACCCGGAAUUUCUCAUCAAUGACGUGGUCCACAAUAUCCCCUUAAUUGACGAAACAGACAUUGAGGAAGACUCAGAGCGAUCCAACCGCAACCAUGUUGGCCUGGUUCUUUGUCAAGCUCCUCCUUCCACUCAGUCUCCCCAACCUCCACCCCGCUCUCACCGCACCCCUGCUCGACCCUACCGCCAGCAGAGCCUCCCUGUUACCCUCAACUGCAACAACAACGCGGUCCAGAAUGGUGUCUCCCUGACCCCAGAAGAUGCCUCUUCUCGUCCCAUCAGCCCGUUGCACAGCUUAGAAACAUGUUUAUAACUACUAUGUUGAACAGGAUUUAAAAGGCAUAAAAUAAUACACCAUUGACUAUGAUUGACAUGGAUGAAGACCUACAUGGAUUGAAUGAGGAACAACUUGAUAUGGAAAGAUAAAGUAUUACCUGGAAAUGGCAUUGACAGGAUGAAAUAUUGCUUCAUGAGCCAACCCUUACCCCCCACUGCUUUUAGCCUGCACUCUCUGCUUCAGACCACACUGCUACCCUCUCCCAAACUCCACAGUCCAACAACACUAACCCUAUCAGACUCUGGAGACACUUUUAAAAUGUAUGUCUAUAGGCACGCAAUAGAGGAGUGAUUGGUGUUGUAUAGUCAAGAAUGAACUGGAAUCAAGUCUUGUCAUUUCAGUGACAAUUGGGAAGUGUGAUGGGGUUAAUUCAUUCUGCUUUUUAACAAUGUAAUUGUUCCGAUUACUACUGUUGUUAUUACUACUGCAAUUACUACAUUUAUUACCACACUUAUAUAUUCCAGUUAACAAUGCUUCAUUAAUUAGCUUUAUCUAUCCAUGUAUGUAUGAUGUAUGUUUGUAUGUAUUGUUUGUCUGUUCGCUUAACUGCUGUAUUUGUCUCUUUGUUUUUCUGUUUUUAUAUACUCCUUCUGGUCAUGUCCCCUAUUUUCCUUUUCCGUGUUUACAUGUGUUGUGUCUUUAGAAAGAAAAAGAUAUAUAACUAUACAAAUGAAGUUGAUACGUAUGAUAACUUCAAACACAAAUGGUAAUGAAAUAGUACAUAUACUAUAAAAAAGUACAAAUGAAAAAGAACUGCUCAUGGUCUGGCUCUUCUUGUCAUGUAGAGAUGUCCUGAAUUCAAUCAUUGAAUUGGACACCUCCAUGACAAAGCAGAACACCUGAGAGUUUUUGAAAAAUUACGUUGUGCAUAAAGAUUAAAGUAAUUUAUUUAAAUGAU